Camellia sinensis is the source of this 2766-nucleotide messenger RNA. Its product is annotated as bifunctional dihydrofolate reductase-thymidylate synthase. Gene Ontology annotation, cellular component: mitochondrion; cytosol. Gene Ontology annotation, molecular function: thymidylate synthase activity; dihydrofolate reductase activity. NCBI's taxonomy places the organism in Eukaryota, Viridiplantae, Streptophyta, Magnoliopsida, Ericales, Theaceae. The record is from RefSeq and is a predicted model, not a curated record. Gene Ontology annotation, biological process: dTMP biosynthetic process; one-carbon metabolic process; tetrahydrofolate biosynthetic process.
GUUCAUUAUACAAAGGCUUUCGGGCCUCUAACAACUCUCUAACUCUAUCUCUAAUGAUGAGUAAUCAAACAUGGCAAAGCAGGGAACUCAAACUUGAAAUCCUUUGUAUGAAUUUUUGAGUUGUGUAUCUUCAUUGUUUACUUCAGCUUCGUCUUUCUGUUAGUUCUCACUGUGUUUGGUUCUCGGGAAUAACGAGAGACAAAGAAAGUGGAUGUGCUAGAAAAAUGGCAAGUAAAACUAAUCUAUCAAGUAAAUCCACUGAAACCUUUCAGCAGAUGUUCAGAUACUAAAACGAGAUUGUGCCCAAGGAACCUAAUAUAUGCAAGGUUUUCACACAAGUCUUGACAUCUUAUGUAACUUAUAAUGUGUUUUCAUAUGUGGAGGCAAAUCAUGGGUACCAAAACCAACAUAAAGGAAAGCUCUUUCUUGCACUGUUAUCCUUUUCAGGUUCUGCUGAGUUCUUAUAGAAGUUGUUUUUUUAGUUCUAGUUCUGUGUUAGCAUCCUCACAAUUGUUUGGAGUUCCAAAUGUGAUUGCAAAGUACAGAUCCUGCCUGAGAUAUUCAGUUACGGCUAGCAACUCCUUUGUGAGCCUUUCGACUGGUGAUGUAAAUAUGCAGCCUGAUCUGCAGAGGACUUACCAAGUUGUGGUGGCUGCAACUCAUGAUAUGGGUAUUGGGAAGGACGGGAAGUUACCAUGGUGGUUGCCUUCUGAUCUUAAAUUUUUCAGCAAGAUAACAAUGACUACAUCAGAUCCCGAGACGAAGAAUGCGGUAGUGAUGGGGAGGAAAACAUGGGAAAGUAUUCCCCUUGAAUAUCGACCUCUUCCUGGCCGUCUAAAUGUUUUGUUGACUCGUUCCGGGAGUUUAGAUAUUGCUACUGCUGAGAAUGUUGUGAUAUGUGGGAGUAUUCCAUCUGCUUUGGAAUUAUUGGCACGACCUCCUUAUUGUUUUUCAAUAGAGAAGGUGUUUAUCAUAGGAGGUGGUCAGAUUCUAAGGGAGGUACUUAAUGCUCCAGGAUGCGAUGCUAUCCACAUGACUGAAAUUGAGUCAAGUAUUGAAUGUGACACUUCCAUUCCUCCUGUUGAUGUCUCUGUUUUUCAACCAUGGUACUCAUCUUCGCCACAAGUGGAGAACAAUAUUCGUUAUUGUUUUGUGACUUAUGUCCGUGUGAGGAAAUCUGCCACUGAACUUGUUUCUUCAAGCAGCCGGGUGAAUUACAAUAGCAGUUUAGAUUCUACUAAGUUCAAUGUUGAGAAUUUUACCUUCUUGCCCAGGAUGAUUUUUGAGAAACAUGAUGAGUUCAUGUAUCUGAGACUGGUUCAAGAUAUCAUCUCAAGUGGCAACCAGAAAGAUGACGGGACAGGGACUGGUAGUCUUUCAAAAUUUGGUUGCCAGAUGCAGUUUAAUCUCCGUAAGUGUUUUCCACUUCUCACAACCAAGAGACUUUUUUGGAGAGGUGUUGUUGAAGAACUUUUGUGGUUUAUUAGCGGUUCAACAAAUGCCAAGGUUCUCCAGGAGGAGGACAUUCAUAUAUGGGAUGCUAAUGCAUCAAGAGACUACCUUGACAGUAUUGGCUUGGCAGACAGGGACGAGGGUGACUUGGGACCCAUAUACGGAUUCCAGUGGAGACACUUUGGUGCCAGAUACACCAAUAUGCAUGCUGACUACACAGGCCAAGGAUUUGAUCAGUUGUUAGAUGUUAUUGAUAAGAUCAGGAAUAAACCAGACGACAGGCGGAUUCUCCUCUCAGCUUGGAAUCCAUCUGAUCUUAAGUUGAUGGCUCUCCCACCUUGCCACAUGUUUGCACAGUUUUAUGUAGCCCAUGGGGAGCUGUCCUGUCAAAUGUAUCAGUGGUCUGCUGAUAUUGGUCUUCGUGUGCCAUUUAAUAUCGCAUCUUAUGCUCUAUUGACAUGCAUCAUUGCUCAUGUUUGCGGGCUUGUUCCUGGUGAUUUCAUCCAUGUAAUAGGGGAUGCUCAUGUUUAUAAAACUCAUAUCAGGCCUCUACAGGAGCAGCUCUAUAAACUUCCUAAGCCCUUCCCACUCUUGGUGGAGGAAUGCUUACUUGUAAGCUUUUGAACUGACCAUUGGAAUGGAAAAGUCAUCGACUUUCAUAUUUGAUGAAACAAUGGAAAAUACAGUGAGAUUGAUGGAACUCAAAACAUGAGGUUGCUUGCCUUUUUCAUGUGAAACUACAGGCAGUGUCCAACUACUAUUCUUGCAAUCAGGCUUUAGAUGGAGCUGUUUCACUUUUUUCCUUUUAUUGAAUCUUUAUAUUCUACUUUUGCAAUACAGAUUUUGAAGGUCAAUCCGCAGAAGACAGAUAUAGAUUCAUUCGUGGCAGCCGACUUCAAACUUAUAGGUUAUGAUCCUCACCAGAAGGUAGAAAUGGAAAUAGUAGUAUAGAACUUUAGAGUGAUAAUUGUUGUUCUUUUUUGUUCAACUGAAGCACGAUCCCUGUUAUUUUUUGAGGUAAUUGGAACUGUUCAAUUUGUAAUUUGUUUCUUUUGGUUAGUUUUUUUCUUUCUGACUACCUUUUCUAUUAUUUAUCCCAUCAAAGCAUUUUAUACUAAUUUUCGUAUUGAAUACUACGUGUUUGGUGUGCUUGCAAUCACUACUACUGGAAUCAAUCAACAAACCCUCCCCCCUGUGCCUGCUUCCUUUCUUUGAUUGUAAUACUCAUUGUUCUUUGCUGGCACCACAUUUGCACAUUAGUAUAUAAGGGGGCUUUUGUUCCCCUGAAUGAAGUCAUAUUACAGAACUUUACUU